AGAACUUAUAUAAACAAUCCUCCUUGAUAGUUUUCAUGAAUAACCUUUCAUAAAUUAUCAAAUGGGUGCUUUUACAUACAACGCCGAGCACACCUCAGCUGUGCCACCAGAAAGAUUGUUCAAGGCCUUAGUCCUUGAUAGUGACAAUCUCUUUCCCAAAGUCAUUCCCGAUUGCAUUAAGAGUUCUGAAAUUCUUGAGGGAGAUGGAGGACCUGGAACUGUAAAAAAGAUUACUUUUCCCGAGAGCAGUAAAUUCAAGUUUGUGAAACACAGGAUUGAUGCAGUGGAUAAAAGCAACUAUACCCACAGCUACACAGUUUUUGAUGGUGAUGGUAUGGAGGACACCAUGGAGAAGAUUGUUUAUGAUAUCAAAAUGGAGCCAUCCAAUGGUGGAACCAUUAUCAAGAGCACUAGGACUUACCACACCAAAGGUGAUCACAAGCUCAACGAGGAAUAUAUCAAGAAAUCUGAAGCAAAAGCAGCAGAACUCUUCAAGGCGGUUGAUAACUACCUUGCAGCAAAUCCCGCUGCCUACAAUUAAAAAGGACAAUAUUCUUCAAUAAUAUUUUUUUUUUGGAUUGAGUUCUCCAAAAAUGUUUGAUUCAUUAUUUUCAAACUUUUUUUUAUUAUUUCCCUUUUUUUCCUACCAAAUCCAAAUCAGGCUUGAAUUUUGAUAUUUUCCUUACAGGGAGUACUACUUAAUACUACCAUUUCAGAGAAUUGGAAUAAUUAAUUUUUAAAAGUUACUUA
Molecule: messenger RNA, 750 nt
Organism: Ziziphus jujuba (common jujube)
Lineage: Eukaryota; Viridiplantae; Streptophyta; Magnoliopsida; Rosales; Rhamnaceae
Product: major allergen Pru ar 1
Exons: 2
Coding region: 62-541 (159 amino acids)
Biological process (GO): abscisic acid-activated signaling pathway; defense response
Cellular component (GO): cytoplasm; nucleus
Molecular function (GO): signaling receptor activity; abscisic acid binding; protein phosphatase inhibitor activity
Source: RefSeq, a predicted model, not a curated record